Molecule: messenger RNA, 1101 nt
Organism: Paraphaeosphaeria sporulosa
Lineage: Eukaryota; Fungi; Ascomycota; Dothideomycetes; Pleosporales; Didymosphaeriaceae
Exons: 1
Coding region: 1-1101 (366 amino acids)
Biological process (GO): mitochondrial respiratory chain complex I assembly; biosynthetic process
Cellular component (GO): mitochondrion
Source: RefSeq, a predicted model, not a curated record
AUGCCCGCAGCAAGCGCACCCCAGCGCCGCUGCCUCGAGUCGCAAUGCUUCACGCCGUCCGCCAGCCAGCCGUCGGCUGACGAAGUCGCCAAAGCACGCGCCUACUGCGCCCACCUCGUCCGGACCCACGACGCGCCCUCGCACGUGCUGCAGACCUUCAUCCCCCCCGCCGCCCGCGAUGCCCACCUCGCCCUCCGCGCCUUCAACAUCGACGUCGCCCAGGUCGCAGACACCACGUCGACCCCCACGGUCGGCAUGAUGCGCAUGCAGUUCUGGCGCGACGCCAUCGCAAAGGCGCUGGCAGGCACCCCGCCCAAAGAGCCCGUCGCCAUUCUGCUGGCCAACGCCGCAGCCGACCUGCACGCCCGCUCGCAUGGCAAGGCGAAGCUGUCCAAGAACUGGUUCCACCGCGUCAUCAACACGCGCGAGCAGCACCUCGGCAACCCGCCCUAUCCCACCCUCAGCAGCCUCGAGUCGUACGCCGAAAACACAUACUCCACGCUCAUGUACCUCACGCUGUCCGCGCUCCCCCAGGCCUCGCUGACCGCUGACCACAUCGCCUCGCACAUUGGCAAAGCCGCCGGCAUCGCCGCCGUGCUGCGCGGCAUCCCCUUCGUCGCCUUCCCCCCGCAGCAGCCCACCAUCAGCGGCACCGCGGGCCAAGCGCAGGGCGCCGUGCUGCUGCCUCUAGACGUCAUGGCCGACGCCGGCGUGAAGGAGGAAGCCGUCUUCCGGGAAGGCGCCGCCGCCCCCGGCCUCCGCGACGCCGUCUUCGCCGUCGCCACGCGCGCAAAUGACCACCUCAUCACCGCCCGCGAGAUGCUGUCCAAGCUGCGGUCCGAAGGCUCCGUGGGGCACGACUUCGAGCACGGCGACGACGCGGAGCGGGGGUUCGAGUAUAGCAGCGAAGCUACGGGCCAGGAGAAGCAGUUGGCCGAGGUGGAGCAGGCGUUUGGCGUCUUCAUGCCCGCGAUUGCGACGCAGAGCUGGCUGGAUCGCCUGCAGAAGGCCGACUUUGAUCUGUUCGACCCCGAGCUGAGGAAGGUGGACUGGAAGCUGCCCUGGAAAGCGUACUGGGCCUACAGUCGGCGGAAGUUGUGA